UCCAAUAUGGCGUCAAGCAAACGAGUUCUUUAUGUGGGUGGCCUGGCAGAGGAAGUGGACGAGAAGGUAUUACACGCAGCAUUCAUUCCAUUUGGAGAUAUUACAGACAUUCAGAUUCCGUUAGACUAUGAAACAGAAAAGCACAGAGGAUUUGCAUUUAUUGAAUUUGAAUUGGCAGAAGAUGCCGCAGCUGCUAUUGAUAACAUGAAUGAAUCUGAGCUUUUCGGGCGAACAAUCCGGGUCAACAUCGCCAAACCUAUGAGAAUCAAAGAGGGCUCCUCUCGUCCAGUGUGGUCAGAAGAUGACUGGCUUAAGAAGUUCUCAGGGAAAACCACAGAAACUGAUGAGGUGGAGGAGUCAGCUGGAGAAGCAGCUAGUACAGCAACACAAGAGGGCGAGCCCCCGGCUAAGAGGGGCCGUGUCAACCCCCAGGUCUACAUGGACAUCAAGAUUGGUAACAAGCCAGCAGGGAGACUGCGUUUCCUCCUCCGGGCUGACAUUGUUCCCAUGACAGCAGAGAAUUUCCGCUGCUUGUGCACACAUGAGAAGGGUUUUGGAUUCAAGGGCAGCAGCUUCCACCGCAUUAUCCCUCAGUUCAUGUGUCAGGGAGGCGACUUCACCAACCACAAUGGUACUGGUGGCAAGUCAAUCUAUGGCCGCAAGUUUGAUGAUGAGAACUUCGUCCUCAAACACACUGCUGCAGGACAGCUUUCCAUGGCUAACUCUGGGCCAAACAGUAAUGGUUCCCAGUUCUUCAUAACAAAUGACAAAACAGACUGGCUGGAUGGAAAACAUGUGGUGUUUGGCGAGCUAAUGGAGGGUAUGGAUGUAGUCCGCACAAUGGAGGCUCAAGGAACAAAAGAUGGCAAGCCAAAGCAGAAAGUGAUCAUCUCAGACUGUGGAGAAUAUGUGUGAAUGAAAACAAAAUGUUCGUCUGUUUAUCCCUCCCCCCCACACAAUGAACCUGCCUUCUCAGCCAUGUAAAUACCGCAAUAAAAGUUUAUA
Lampris incognitus (smalleye Pacific opah) is the source of this 1005-nucleotide messenger RNA. It is a transcript of the gene ppie, whose product is annotated as peptidylprolyl isomerase E (cyclophilin E). The record is from RefSeq and is a predicted model, not a curated record. The coding region runs from base 7 to 915 and encodes 302 amino acids. Gene Ontology annotation, cellular component: intracellular membrane-bounded organelle. Gene Ontology annotation, biological process: protein peptidyl-prolyl isomerization; protein folding. The transcript is spliced from 10 exons. Gene Ontology annotation, molecular function: RNA binding; peptidyl-prolyl cis-trans isomerase activity. NCBI's taxonomy places the organism in Eukaryota, Metazoa, Chordata, Actinopteri, Lampriformes, Lampridae.